CGUGUUUGAACUGACCCGUCAGCUGCCCAAGUUUGCGAUGUACACCAUACCGCACAAUCUGACCGGGUCACCGAAGAGUGUGUAUACAACUUGAAACAAACCACGCCCCACGAACCACGAUGGCCUCUUCCUCGUCCAGCAGCAGCAGCAGCAGCAGAAUGUCGGUGAUGGACCGCGACCUCUGUCUGCUGCUGGUGGAGAUGUCGUCCGAGAAGGUAACCGUGCGGCAGAAGGCGUUCAACAAGAUGAGCACCAUCCUGAACAACCGGGAGGACGAUUUUCUCGACUACAUGGCAUCGGAUGCGUUCGAGACGCAGUGGUGCGCGGUGCUGGAUGCGGCUUACCACGGCAUACAGAAGCAGAGCUACGCCAUUACGACCCAGGUGCAGAGCAAGAACCACGACUACGUCGUGGUGCUGCACAAGCUCGUUGAGCUGGCGAUGGAUCGGGAUGCGCCGCAGCUACCGCACAGCCAGCUGAUCGGGUGCUUUGUGCGCGCGAUCAACGAUCAAGCGAUGCGGGACAGUUUUGGUGUGUGCUUUCUGCACGUGCUGAACAAGUUCGUGCUGUGCUCCAAGUGGUGCCUAACGCCGGUGAGCUACGAGCACUGGAAAGAAAUUCUUGACUGCUGUUUAGUGAUGCUGGAUACAGCGCACGUACCAAAGCACUUGGCGGCCAACUGUCUCUCGCUGGCUGUGGUGAAAUUUUUAGCCAACUGCUCGAUGCAAACACUGCUGGCGGACUAUUUGAGCCGGCUGAUUGUCCACCUGCGCCAGGCGGUAAACGAGAAGAAAAGUAACGUUUUAUGCGAUCUGAUAAACAUAGCUUUGUACAUAACAGAAGCGAUAGCGGUGGAUUGUAAGGCGAAGAUCAUUGCAUUCUUGGAGUCGCUCGUUCCAUGCACGGUGAAACUUUACAAGGAAGCAAACUUGCGCAAGGAACAGAAAGUGUCACUGUUCCGGUUGAUGCAUCUGUCGCUGAUAAUGUUGUACCCGGGAGGAAAAUCUCAUACCCUUGCCAAACCACUGACCCGAGACGGUUUGCAGCAGGUCGAGGACGAUGAAGCGCGAAGGAAAACGUUGCGCGAAUAUCAUUACAUACUGACGAGUGAAAUGAAGGCACGGGAUCAGAGUUCGUUCUUUGGCUCGAAUGAGGCCCCUUUUGCUGAUGGUUUCAUUGACUUUGCCGCCCGGUUGUGUUAUACGGUGUACUGGAACGAGGAUAAUUGGAAGGAAUCUAGCGGCGAAGAAACGGCCGCAAAGCGAAACAAACAGUUUAACAAACUGCAAAGCAUCAUGGAGAUGGUCGGUACUGCUCCAAAUCAGCUUAAUUUGCGUUGGUUGUACAUCCUUUCUGCGGUUCUAGACAGAUAUGAGGCAGCACUUACUAGCGACGACUAUGCGCAACUGUUGCAACUGUUGUGCAAUGUGCAACCGAGCCUACAAUCGCCGCACGAGCAUGAUGCUUUCUACCAGUGCUGUUCCGUGCUGCUCGCGUUCGAACAAAAGUCAACCCAUCGAUCGUUGAACACAGCGGCGGCCAGCGGUGAAUCGAUUGGCGAGCUUUGGGCCAAAAUGAUAGCCGCUGCGUUCCGUGCCUGCACCAACACCGCCGCAAGAACGUGCGCUAAAUCCAAUCUCCUGCUGCAGCUAUUGAUUCGCCAUCGAAAGUAUCCGAACGUCGGCUUUCUAAACAGCACCGUGCUGGAAGCCUUUUACACCUAUGCCGUGGAGAAGACGAACCUUAACGUCGGCACGGUGCUGUCCAUCCUGGAGACGGUGGGCAACGCCGAGUGUCUCGGCAGUGUCGACGGUGUGCUGACCAAGCUGCUCAACUAUCUCUAUCCGCAGACGCGCGAAACACAGUCGAAAGCGAUACUACACGCAAAGGAGCGGCUGAGCGCAAAGACGCUGGCACGCAUUUCGAUCCUUUGCGUGGUGACUACAUGUUGCGCAAUGGAUGAGACAGAGCGGCACACACACGCCGGAGUGCACGAUACCUUUUACCGGGAGCGAGACGGGCAGUUGCAAACGCUCGAGCAAAGACUUCGCUACCAUAGUUUAGAGGAAUUGCUAGCGUUGGAGCAGCACAAAAAGGAAGGGAUUGAUGCGGAAUCACCCCAAGGCAGCGCACGAAUCUCUUACAACAUAAACGAACCACUGUUUUUGCGCCUGUGUGAGGUAGUAAGCUUCGACAAGCAUAUCCUGCCCGAUGGGAAUUAUUUUCUAGCCGAUGGAUUGGCAUGCAUCUGCGACGAUUUGGAGUUGUACCUGGAGAUGCUCAACAUUUUGCAGCUGCACGCCGCGUACGAUGAGCAGCAGUGCACCAGGAGCCCACUGUACAAAAAGGUUCUGCUCAAGUUCGACCUACUAAACGGUGGAUUUGAGCGGCUGUUGAAAAACGAUGCGGCCUCCACGCUAAAUCUCAUCAAAACCAGGAACCUUGCCGAGCGAUUGUUGGCCAUCUUUCGUGUCCCUUACCAUCCGUCGGUAAGGAAGCUGCUGCAGCAAACCGAACACACGUUCAUUAUGCGAUGGGCAAUCGGGCAGAUCAGUCUGAAGGAGGGGGAGGAUUCGCAGUGCGUGACCGUGUUGCAGCCGGAUAAACUGGCCACGGAAGAGCAAAUGCAGCGAUGUUUCCUCCACGUCGUAGCGGAAUAUCUGCAGUACGAAGGGCCAAGCCUGAACGAGGCUCACGAGCUGCUGGAUCGGUUGGAACUGAAUGUGUUCAGCAGUUUGGAUUUGUUCUAUCUGUUUGAUCUGUGUCGAAUACUGCUGGCGCAAACUUCCCAUGAGGUGGUGGCCGUAUGGGUACUGAGAAACCUGGUAGAUGUGUGCAAAAACCACUACACCAAUCCUGACAUUACGGAGCAGAUUAUCGAUCUGUACGGUGCUUUAACCGCCUUCGUGAGCCCGUACGAAGACAUGAUCCGCAACGUAACGAUCGUGCUGUACUCGUUCGUAAAACAGUGCGCCAAACACACGUACUCUACCGAGCUGCAGGUGAAGAUACUGGCGCAGGUGAAGUAUCUGCUCCGCGCUUACCCGCAGCACAUCCGUACGCCAACGCACGAGAGCAUCUACAACGGAUUGGUGCCGUUGCUGAGCAGCCCAAGCUAUCGCAUCAAGCUGGAAGCGGUCAGGAAUAUUCUGCACUUCAUGCAGCUCGAAUGGUCACAUCCUGACCUUUCUUCGGUUCCGUGCAGCUUUUACGAGUUUCAGCUGCAACUGUACGAUCAAAUUCAGUUCGAGGAGCUACUAGCGACCGACGGUGGGAUGGACAUGAACGAUGAGAGAAUGAACGUGAUUAGCGGCUGCCUUCAGCUGCUGUUGGGCAUCUUUCGCAUUAGCUUCAUGCUGCGUCGGCGCGCGUUGUGCGAUUUUGUGCUGCUCGUUCAGUUGGGAAGCGUAAACGAUGACAAAAUGGCAAACACCAUACGGCUUAUGCGCACCUCCAGCGAUAUCGACUUCUGCCAGCUGCUUCAAGCUAACCUGGACACCGUACUCGAGCUAUGGCUAACCAAAGGGAAUCGGUUGCUGCAUUUCCCGUUCCGUCUAGCGGGAAAGAUCGCCACGAUCGAAGAGUUUAUCCAACUGUUCAAGAAAAACAUUUCCUUCGUCAUACUCUGCAUGCAGCCGGAACGGUUCGAACAGUUCUGCAAAUCGAUUGGCGUACAGCAGGCAGAAAUGGUGAAGAGUAUACUGCCGAAAUGUGUUUCGUUCCUUCUGCCCAAGUACGCCAAAUGUGAAGGGAUGGCGCCCAAGUAUGAUGCAAUAGCUAGUCGGAUGCACAAAGCACUUGCCCUAUAA
Anopheles merus is the source of this 3809-nucleotide messenger RNA. Its product is annotated as serine/threonine-protein kinase ATM-like. The transcript has 9 exons. NCBI's taxonomy places the organism in Eukaryota, Metazoa, Arthropoda, Insecta, Diptera, Culicidae. The record is from RefSeq and is a predicted model, not a curated record. Bases 120 to 3809 code for a protein of 1229 amino acids.